AGGAAUUAACGGAUCGGACAGCACUCUGAACGGCUCGAUCCCAGUAACAAUUUGAGCUUUUGAUUUUGAUCAGUGCGCGCUAGCUACAGUGCACUCGAGCGCCGGCAUUGCCUCUGCAGCAGCCGAGUUAAUGGCCGACCAACGCCGGAGAUUUCGCGGCGGAGGAGAUUGGCAGGCGAGCGUCGACGAUGUGGUGGACGACGGUGGCGAGCUCGAGGCCGCGGCGGCGGCGGCGGCGAGGGGAUCGGUGCUGUCCGGGGAGUACCAGGCUCAGGAGAUGUCCACGAUGGUGUCGGCGCUGACCUGGGUCGUCGCCGCCGGCCACGACGACCACGGCGGCGGGCAGUGGUCUGGCCUUGUGGACGUGCCGGCGACGACGCUCGCCGGCGGCGGCGGCGGCGACUACGGGCAUGGCGCACAGGGGAGCUAUUAUUACUACGGCGCAGCGCCGACGUCGACACCGGAGUUCGUAGCAGGAGGGCAGCAAGAGCAGCUCAGCUCCGACGUGCCGCAGGGCGGCGCUAGUCUCGGUCUCGCCAUGGACGAGCACUCGCCCACAUACACCGUCGAAGCGUCGUCCUCCGCCGAUCAGCACGGCGGCGGCGGCGGCGGGCGGCGGUACCGCGGCGUGCGGCAGCGGCCGUGGGGGAAGUGGGCGGCGGAGAUCCGCGACCCGCACAAGGCCGCCCGCGUCUGGCUCGGCACCUUCGAGACCGCCGAGGCCGCGGCGCGCGCCUACGACGAGGCCGCGCUCCGCUUCCGCGGCAGCCGCGCCAAGCUCAACUUCCCCGAGGACGCGCGCCUCAGCAGCCCGCCCGCCGGCGCCGGCGCCGGUGGCGCCACCGCAGCGGCGCAGACGGUGCCGGUGGCCUACCCGGCCAGCGCGGUCUCGGACUACUUGCAGUACCAGAUGCUCCUACACGGAGGAGGCGGCGGCGGCGGCGGCCGUUAUCCUCUCUACUACGGCGGCGGCGCCGCCGCUGCCAUGAGUAGCUCUUUGGGGCCUUACUCCUCCAUCCCCACCUCCUCGGUCACCGUCGCCUCCGUGCCGUCGUCGUCCUCUGCCGCGUCGUCUUCUUCGGGUUACGGCGCGCCGGCGGAGCACGGCGAGGCGGUGCAGUGGACCAGCUGGCCGGACGGUGGUGGCUGGACCUAUCCGGCGACGACGAGUUCUUGGUCUGGUUCGAGCCAGUACCCGCCGCCACCUCGGCCUCCUCAGCAGUAGUUCUUUCUUCGUUUCUUACUUCUUCCAUGGCAAGUGGUAGCUAGAGAUCAUACUAGGUUCUGAAUAUUCUCUUACUUAAUUCUUGUUGUUUUCUUACUUAGAGACUACUAAGAGCUUGUUAUUUUCUUCCUUAGAAACCAAGAGUCUUCAGUUUGUAGCUAGCCAAGAUGAUGAUAUGGUGGUGUUGUGUGUUCAAAAUGCAUCCAUGCAAGAAACCAAAGAAAGGUGCAUGGCAGUGCCACUGUUGUAUUUGUUCUUUAUUUUGAUGGAAUUGUUCUUUUCUAUCAUUUCCUUUAGUCAAUAAAACGAAAAUAACUAUAA
This is a messenger RNA of Oryza sativa Japonica Group (Japanese rice), 1546 nucleotides long. Its product is annotated as ethylene-responsive transcription factor ABR1. Gene Ontology annotation, molecular function: DNA-binding transcription factor activity; DNA binding. NCBI's taxonomy places the organism in Eukaryota, Viridiplantae, Streptophyta, Magnoliopsida, Poales, Poaceae. Gene Ontology annotation, biological process: ethylene-activated signaling pathway; regulation of DNA-templated transcription. The record is from RefSeq and is a predicted model, not a curated record.